AUGCGAGAAUCAUCGUCUGCAGUAGUUAAAUCAACCCAAGAUGCUUUGAAUCAGUUGGAACAUAUGCGGGAUUCACAUCCUGCUCUCAAAUUAUCAGAACCAACUGUACCAAAAUCUGCUCUAGAUCCCUGCAAUGACGGCGGCCAUUACAGAUCUAUUCCAGAACCUGAGAAGAUUAUAAAUCUAGUCGAAUCGCAUUUCUCGGUUCAUGGUUCGAGCUUGAAAGACGACACCGAUCUUGCAAUGAAGCGAAAACCAUUUAAAGUGAGUCUGCUCUACUUUACCCUAUUUUAA
Molecule: messenger RNA, 294 nt
Organism: Rodentolepis nana
Lineage: Eukaryota; Metazoa; Platyhelminthes; Cestoda; Cyclophyllidea; Hymenolepididae
Source: the annotation of a GenBank genome assembly